Penicillium hordei is the source of this 804-nucleotide messenger RNA. RefSeq lists its product as uncharacterized. The record is from RefSeq and is a predicted model, not a curated record. Gene Ontology annotation, molecular function: glycosyltransferase activity. Gene Ontology annotation, biological process: protein N-linked glycosylation. The transcript has a single exon. NCBI's taxonomy places the organism in Eukaryota, Fungi, Ascomycota, Eurotiomycetes, Eurotiales, Aspergillaceae. The coding region runs from base 1 to 804 and encodes 267 amino acids.
AUGACGGAAAAUGAUUUCGAGUUUCCCGAUGUAGAAGCACCAUACGUUCAGGCUGCACGGCUACUCACCUUCCAACUACUCCGCAACCCGCGAACGCGAAAUAGGAUCGACAAUAUACCAUUUCUCAUUCUAGUCACACCCGACAUACCUCAAAAGCACCGCAAUCUCCUAAGCAGAGAAGGAGCUACGAUAAUUCCAGUGGCGAAUCUCAAUCAUGACUGGGGCUCCUCGCAACGAUGGGAUACCGAUCUCGCCAAGCUGAACCUAUGGAAGCUUGAAGAAUAUGACAAAAUCGUAUUCCUGAAUGUCGACUCGGUCCUAUUCCGUCCGAUAUAUGAAAUCUUUGAUGACCCUGCGGCAACCAUGCGUGCAGUCACAAAACCUACUGCCAAAAUGCCAAAGAACUAUAUGAUCGCUUCACAACACGAUUCUCGGAUGAAGUUGAAUACGCAACUUGUGUCCGACCGGGAGUUUUACGAGAAAGGCGACAUGGAUACCGGGUUCUUCAUUCUAUGUCCCUCAAAUGAUCUUUACAAGUACUACGUCGGUCUCCGUCUGAUACUAGAUCAAGAUGACUCUGUUCGUCCGAAACAAAAUAUUCUUGAUUAUGCUCAUCGGGCGGACGGCCCCAUGCCUUGGCAAAGCCUUGGGCCUGAAUGGAACUUGAAAGAUGCAAGCCAGUCUGAUUGUGAGGCAGGAUUGAAAUCAAUCAAUCAUAAAUGGUGGCGCCCUAUCGCAGACGACUUUGUAGGGGAUCGUAUCGCGAUGGCAAUGGACGAGAUGACUGCCUACUUAAACCACUGA